ACGUGGGACAGUGCGUUUGUGUCAUGCCGAAUUUGUUGUCAAGUGUUUGUGUUUUUAAUGUCAGUAGUUCUAUUUUGACAUAUUUUUGACAUUACUUGUGUGGGAUAUUGGACAGUAACUGUGACGACUUAUCAUGAUGCCGGGGGAGAAUCUUUCUAAAAUCGCUUCAGGAGCAACUACUGGAGCCUGUCAAAACUGCACUGUGCUUCACCAGAACCUAAACGAAUAUGUGGCAGCUCUCCUGGUUUUGAAACAGACAACUAUUGACUCCGAUCACCUGCUGAGUGAAUAUCAAGGGAAGCUUCAGAGAUCCCAGAGGGAGACCAGUAAGCAGCGUAUACAACUUGAUGAUCUGCAGUUGAAAGUAGCUUCUCUGGGAAAGCAACAUGCAGAGUACGAAGCCAUGCGGGCAGAGCUGGAGGCUAAGCAGAGCGCUGAGAAGUUGUCCCAGCAGCUUUUGGAGGAAGUGGAGAGGCUGAAGGAGCAGAACAACAACACAGAGACUCUAAAGAAGAGACUUGAGGACCAGCUGAAGAUGGUAGCAGAGACAACAGAGAAGCAGUGUGUGGAUAAUGUCCAGCUGAGACAGGAGAAGACGGCACUGCAGAAAGACCUGCUGAAAACACAGGUGUCGUUGAAGACAUGCCAGAAGGUAGCAGAGGAAGUGCAGCGGUUGAAGGAGGACAACGCCAGGACAUCCGUUCUAAAAUACGACCUGGAAAAACAACUUGUACUGUUUCAAGAUUCUCAACUCAAGCAAGAGCGUGACAUUACCAGGCUGAAAACAGAGAAGAUUGUACUGGAGAACAAGCUUCUACAUCUUCAGGAACGACUAGAGAAACUGGAGACGGAGAAGAAUAAAG
Messenger RNA from Oncorhynchus masou masou (cherry salmon), 863 nucleotides. RefSeq names its product little elongation complex subunit 1-like. The transcript is spliced from 12 exons. The annotation marks the transcript as partial. NCBI's taxonomy places the organism in Eukaryota, Metazoa, Chordata, Actinopteri, Salmoniformes, Salmonidae. The record is from RefSeq and is a predicted model, not a curated record.